AUGUCUGCUCAAAUAAAACGUUUCGAUGCGUAUGCAAAAACACUCGAUGAUUUCCGUGUUCGAACAACAAGUGGUGGUCUCGUUACAAUAUCAAGUACUUUGAUAAUUUUGAUAAUAUUUUAUAUUCAAUUGCAAUAUUAUUUAACAACUGAUAUUGAACAAGUUUUAUUUGUUGAUACAAGUCGCCAGGAAAAAAUGAAUAUAACAAUCGAUAUUUGUUAUCCAGUUUUACCCUGUAGUUAUUUAACUAUUGAUGCUAUCGAUAUAUCUGGAGAAGCGCAAACGGAUAUCGUACACAAUCUAUAUAAAACAAGAUUAGAUUUAGACGGAAAACCCAUUGCAAGUGACGUAACGAAAGUAGAACUUCAGCGAAUACCGAAAAUAAAUGCUACACAAGAGAGUUCAACAACAGCUCAUGCCUGUGAAUCGUGUUAUGGAGCAGAAUCGGACACAUACAAAUGUUGUUCGACGUGUGACGAAGUCAAAGCAGCAUAUAGAACGAAAGGAUGGUCAUUUGAUCCAACUGGUGUAGCCCAAUGUAUUCGUGAAGGACAAGCUGUCGGCUUAUUGGGUUCAAAUGAGAAUGGGGAUUUAUCUCAAAUGCAAGAAGGAUGUCUUGUUCAUGGUCACUUAGAAGUCAAUAAAGUUGCAGGUAAUUUUCAUAUAGCACCAGGUCAAUCGUUUCAACAACAUCAUGUUCAUAUUCAUUCAUUGAAAAAUAUCCGUUUGAAUAUGUUGAAUACUACGCAUUAUAUAAAUCAUUUAUCGUUCGGCCAACAUUUUCCUAGCCAAGUAAAUCCAUUAGCAGACACGAAGCAAAUUGCAAAUGCUAGUGCAGUUCUCUUUCAUUAUUACAUUAAAGUUGUUCCAUCAACAUAUGUUUUUCUAAAUAAAACUGAAAUAAAAACAAACCAAUAUUCAGUUACAAAGCAUCAAAAACCAAUUCAUAAUAUAGCUGAUAACAAUAAUCAUCAAUUGCCCGGAACAUUUUUCACAUAUGAAAUUAGUGCUAUUAUGGUGAAAUUCGUUGAACGACAACGAUCAUUGGCUCAGUUUUUAACAUCAUCAUGUGCGAUUAUUGGCGGUGUUUUUACAGUAUCAAGUCUUAUUGAUGCGUUUUUAUAUCGUGGUGGUUGUCUUUUUCGUCAAAAAAUGGAAAUAGGCAAAGCAACGUGA
Molecule: messenger RNA, 1176 nt
Organism: Rotaria socialis
Lineage: Eukaryota; Metazoa; Rotifera; Eurotatoria; Philodinida; Philodinidae
Source: the annotation of a GenBank genome assembly